GGCUGGCUGACUCAGCCGCUCCGUCACGCCGUCACGUCAGUCUGGAGUCGCACAAUUAUGAAAAAGCAACCUUCCGUUGGAGCUGCAGCCGAAGCGGAUCUCUCCAACGUCCACCGGGCUUUCUCUCCGAAGCUAAUAAAACAGAGCACCGCCGAUAGAUGGCUAGAGGCCACGACCCAGCCUCCCCUGAGUCUCAACGGUGACGAGAAUGUCCCAGAAACCCUGGAUAGAAAGCACUUUCACCAAGAGGGAAUGUGUGUACAUACUUCCAGUGUCAAAGGACCCCCACAGAUGCCUUCCAGGAUGCCAGAUCUGCCGACAGCUCGUCCGGUGCUGCUGCGGGCGUCUGGUGCGGCAGCAUGUCGGCUUCACAGCCAGCCUGGCCAACAAGUACUCGGACGUGAGGACGGCUGAGAGCGCCGGCGGGCCAGCGCCGGAGCUGGAGGAGUGGUCGGUGGAAAAACACACAGAGGCCAGCCCCACUGACGCCUAUGGUGUUGUUAACUUCCAGGGAGGCUCGCACUCCUAUCGAGCCAAGUAUGUGCGUUUGUCCUACGACUCUCGUCCGGAAAGCAUCCUAAAGCUAAUGCUGAAGGAAUGGCACAUGGAGCUUCCCAAGAUCCUCAUCUCUGUCCACGGGGGCGUGCAGAACUUUGAUCUGCACCCUCGCAUCAAGCAAGUGGUGGGCAAGGGUCUCAUCAAGGCAGCUGUCACCACGGGUGCCUGGAUCCUCACCGGAGGGGUCAACACAGGUGUAGCAAAACAUGUCGGCGACGCUCUCAAAGAGCACUGCUCCAGAUCAUCAAAGAAGAUUUGCACUAUCGGUAUUGCAUCCUGGGGAGUGAUCGAAAACAGGAGUGACCUCAUCGGGAGAGACAUCAUCGCUCCAUACCAGACGCUACUCAACCCUCUCAGCAAACUCAAUGUUCUCAACAACCUCCACUCGCAUUUCCUCCUCGUCGACGACGGCACUGUGGGCAAGUACGGUGCCGAGGUCAAACUGCGGCGGGACCUGGAGAAGCACAUCAACCUCCAAAGAAUACAUGCACGCAUUGGUCAGGGCGUUCCUGUUGUGGCGCUCAUCUUCGAGGGUGGUCCCAAUGUGAUCUUGACCGUGCUGGACUACCUUCAAGAGAGCCCUCCCGUCCCGGUGGUGGUGUGUGAGGGGACCGGCCGAGCCGCUGACAUACUGGCCUACGUCCACAAGCAAACUGAGGAAGGCGGCCGCCUACCAGACGGCGUGGAGGUGGACAUCAUCGCCACCAUUAAGAAAACCUUCAACUUCAGCCAAGGCGACGCCAUUCAUCUUUUUCAGACUCUGAUGGAGUGCAUGAAGAAAAAGGAAUUGAUCACUGUGUUUCACAUCAGCUCCGAGGAGAGUCAGGACAUCGACGUCGCCAUUCUCAAGGCCUUACUCCAAGGCACAAAUGCUUCUGCCUUCGAUCAGCUGGUCCUGACCCUGGCCUGGGACCGCGUUGACAUCGCCAAGAAUCACGUGUUUGUGUAUGGACAGCAGCUUUUGGUGAGUUCCUUGGAGCAAGCCAUGCUGGAUGCACUCAUAAUGGAUCGAGUGGAUUUUGUCAAGCUGCUUAUUGAAAAUGGUGUCAGCAUGCACCGCUUCCUGACAAUCAAUCGUCUCGAGGAGCUUUACAACACCAAACAACCUCCCAACAAUCCAACUCUCCUCCACCUGGUUAGAGAUGUCAAGCAGAGCCACUUACCUCCAAACUACAAGAUUACCCUGAUUGAUGUGGGCCUGGUUAUCGAGUACCUGAUGGGCGGGACUUACAGGUGCAACUACACAAGGAAACGCUUUCGAAUCAUUUACAACAAUCUCCAUGGCAGCAAUAGGAGGUCUGGGCGUCACCCGAUAGGCCCGGGCUCUCAUUUGAGGAAAAGUCAUGAGUCAUUCAGCAUGAAUGCUGAUAAGAAGGAGAAGACCAGGCACAACCAUUUCAUCAAGACUGCACAGCCUUAUAAGCCCAAGUUGGAGUCCGCCAAAGAGCAAAAUAAGAAGCGCAACAGGGAGGAGAUUGUGGACAUCGACGACCCGGAGACCCGGCGCUUUCCCUACCCGUUCAACGAGCUGCUGGUGUGGGCCGUGCUCAUGAAGCGGCAGAAAAUGUCGCUGUUCUUUUGGCAGCACGGCGAGGAGAACAUGGCCAAGGCCUUGGUGGCCUGCAAGCUCUGCCGCUCGAUGGGCUACGAGGCCAAGAAGAGCGAUGUGGUGGACGACACGUCGGAGGAGCUGAAGGAGUACUCAAAUGAAUUUGGCACGUUGGCGGUGGACCUGCUGGAGCAGUCCUUCAGGCAGGACGAGACCAUGGCUAUGAAGCUGCUCACCUACGAGCUGAAGAACUGGAGCAACUCCACCUGCCUGAAGCUGGCCGUCUCCUCGCACCUGCGACCCUUCGUGGCGCACACUUGCACCCAGCUGCUGUUGUCCGACAUGUGGAUGGGGCGGCUAAACAUGCGCAAGAACUCCUGGUACAAGGUUAUCCUGAGCAUUUUAGUGCCUCCUGCCAUCCUGCUGCUGGAGUACAAGUCUAAAGCAGAGAUGGCGCACAUCCCACAAAGCCAAGACGACCACCAGAUGACCAUGGAGGACAGCGAAAACAACUUCCAAAACAUGUCCGAUGACAUACAAAUGGAUGUAUUCAAGGAGGCCAGGUCCAUCGACCCAACGGACACAAAGACUGACAUGGAGACGCACGCUCGCUCCCGAAAGCUGCCAUUAACCAGGAAAAUCUACGCUUUCUACCACGCUCCCAUCGUCAAGUUCUGGUCCAACACGCUCUUUUAUUUGGGGUUCUUGAUGCUCUACUCGUACGUUGUCCUGGUAAAAAUGCCCGAAUUGCCGUCUCCUCAAGAAUGGGUCGUCAUCCUGUACAUCUUCACCUCAGCCAUCGAGAAGAUUCGAGAGAUGUUCAUGUCAGAAGCAGGCAAAAUAAGUCAAAAGAUCAAAGUGUGGUUUGAUGACUACUUCAACGUCUCCGACUUCUUGGCCAUUGUGUCCUUUUUCAUUGGCUUUGGUUUGAGGCUGGGCGGAGGGAAAACCUUCGUCCCCGGCAGGACAGUUUAUUGUCUCAAUAUCAUCUUCUGGUACGUGCGACUCCUCGAUAUCAUGGCCGUCAACCAGCAAGCUGGGCCCUACGUCAUGAUGAUCGCCAAAAUGGUGGCCAACAUGUUUUACAUUGUGGUGAUAAUGGCCAUCGUCCUACUCAGCUACGGCGUUCCCCGCAAGGCUAUCUUGUACCCGCACGAAGAGCCAAGCUGGACGCUGGCCAAAGAUGUGGUGUUCCAACCAUACUGGAUGAUGUAUGGAGAAGUGUAUGCCUAUGAAAUCGAUGUUUGUGCUAACAACAGUGAUUCGUCAGUGAAGAGCCUGUGCACAGCGGGAGUGUGGCUGACUCCUCUCCUCCAAGCAGUCUACCUCUUUGUGCAGUACAUACUCAUGGUCAACCUCCUCAUCGCCUUCUUCAAUAACGUGUAUCUACAAGUGAAGUCCAUCUCCAAUCUGGUGUGGAAAUACCAGCGCUACCACUUUGUCAUGGCCUACCAUGAGAAACCGGUCCUCCCUCCACCUUUCAUCCUCCUGUGCCAUAUCUACUCACUCUUAUGCAUGUGCAGGAAGAGAAAGGAGCAAAACACCUACGGGCCAAAGCUGUUUCUCACAGAGGAAGAUCAAAAGAAGCUUCAUGACUUUGAAGAACAAUGUGUGGAGACGUACUUCCACGAAAAGGAGGACCAGUUCCACACAGGAAGUGAGGAGCGCAUACGGCUCACCUCUGAAAGAGUUGACACCAUGUGCAUGCAACUGAAGGAAGUGGGCAACAAGGUCAACUUCAUCAAGCGCUCCUUGCACACGCUGGACUCCCAGAUCGGUCACCUGCAGGACCUGUCCGUCCUCACCGUGGACACCCUGAAGACGUUGACGGCUCAGAGGGCGUCAGAGGCCAGCAAGGUCCACAAUCAGAUCACCCGGGAGCUCAGCCUCUCCAAGAACAUGGUUCCCAGUAUUGUCCCCGUUGCGACAGACACUGGCCCCCACUCCAAAUCCUCCGUGAUGGGGAAGCGGAACUACCUAGGCUCGGCGAACAUUGCAGACUCUCUUUUUGGGAUUGGCGCCGGGGGCUACGGGACCGAUAGUAGUCGUAGAGUCGGGCCAGGCCCCUUAGCAGGACCAGGGCCAGAUCCAAGUCCGGAGAGAAGGGGCUUGCUGGCGCUCAGACACUAUGCCGCCGAGGCUGGUUCCUCCGGCACCAGUGCCUUUGUCCCAAGUGCUGCGGCCAUUUCCCCUCCGGAGCCACAUUUCCGGGGCCACUCCCUCACCCGCAGGAGGCUGACCCGUCCACACGAGCCGGAGUAUUCCGACUCGCCAUCCAGCCUGCCCAACGUGCCCUCGCGUGUGGCGCACUUCCACAUCAGCAGCACCCCCUCCCAGCCGAGCGGCUCCAGCCACCCGGAGCUUGCUCUGGCCGGGCCUUACCACCAGACGCCUGACAGCGCCACUGUCGAGUUUGGGGCGUUCAUCGCUACGGCUUCGGGCGUUGCUCGGCCUGCCUGCUCUCCUGCUUGCUACGCACAGUCUGGCAACGCACAAGUGUUAGAAGGACGGGGGGGCUGGGCAUCGGGGUAUGUCAAUGAGGCUUUCUGCGACGACGAGGGCCCGACAGCUUCUCCGAGUAGAUGCCAAACACACACUCAGAGCAAAGAAGAUAGCGUCACCGCUGCCGUGACAGGCCGACGGCCCCACGGACGAAGGAGCAGAGAUGUUUCUCCGCCGCCGGGCUCCUGCUCUGAGGGUCAAAAUUGUGACGAGGCGAUACAUGCGGAAGUGGAAACAAGAGGGCAUAAAGACUGUUUUGAUCCCCAGGGCUCGACACCCAAAGAUACCCCCAGCCCACAGCACAGCAAACAGCUGGUUCAGCCGGAAGGACAAGGUCACAUAAGAGCAGUUAACUCCUAUGCAGGUUUCACAGAAUUUGACAGGAGUCCUGCUUUUCUCCAUCCCGAUUCAACUUUGAGGAAGAGGGAUCGUAGCAGAGUCUCAGCUGAAGACAUCCUCUUCCAUGAGGAUCCCCAGGGUUCAGUGCCGGAAAGAGUCCAAUUCAAAUCCGCCCAAGCAGGCAGCCUCCAACCCCCUGAGGAGGACACAUUAGCAGCUCCAGUCUCUCUCCGCACACCUCGCCACACCCACCUUGGACCCAGAAAGGAUUCAAUCGGGUCACCUUUCAAGCCUAUGGAAAACUACCAGUACUCAGCUGUUGAACGUAACAACCUGAUGCGGCUGUCGCAGAGCAUCCCCUUCACGCCGGUGCCCCCUAGAGGAGAGCCGGUGACAGUGUACCGCCUGGAAGAAAGCUCGCCCAACACCAUCAACAACAGCAUGUCUUCCUGGGCCCAGCGAGGCCUCUGCGCCAAGAUCGAGUUUCUCAGCAAAGAGGAGAUGGGCGGCGGCCUUCGACGGGCCCUCAAAGUCCUCUGCACCUGGUCCGAAUAUGACAUCCUCAAGCCCGGCCACCUGUACAUAGUCAAGUCCUUCCUGCCUGAAGUGGUCGAGACCUGGCAGAGUAUCUACAAGGAGGACACUGUUUUGCACCUUUGUCUCAGGGAAAUCCAACAGCAGCGAGCAGCGCAGAAGCUGACUGUGGCCUUCAACCAGAUCCGACCCAAGCCGAUUCCUUACUCGCCAAGGUUCCUGGAGGUGUUCCUGCUCUACUGUCACUCUGCGGGCCAGUGGUUUGCCAUCGAGGAGUGCAUCACGGGCGAGUUCCGCAAGUUCAACAACAACAACGGCGACGAGAUUGCUCCCACCAACCUCCUGGAGGAGACCAUGUUGGCCUUCAGCCACUGGACCUACGAGUACACGCGCGGCGAGCUGCUGGUGCUCGACCUGCAGGGGGUCGGAGAAAUUCUGACUGAUCCGUCGGUAAUAAAGAGCGGCGAGAAGGGGUCUUACAACAUGAUCUUUGGACCCGCCAACCUGGGUGACGACGCCAUUAGGAACUUCCGGGCAAAACAUCGUUGUAACUCCUGCUGCAGGAAGCUAAAACUUCCCGAUCUGAAGAGGAACGAGUACACACCUGAGCAGGUCUACCCGAGGGGCGGAGCCAAGGAACCGCACCAAUCAAUGAGGCUAAAGACGCUGUGAUCAAUCAAUCAACUGGAAAUUUCUCACUUGUGUUUCCAUGGAAACGGCCACAUGCUGUGUUAAAAGAUUCAAUCAUGUUUGCAUGCGCAUACAUGAGUAGGUACGUGAAUAAUUAUUUAUUAUUGUUUGAUGUUGCAGUCUUUUACCAUAUAUAUAUGUAUAUUACAAAACACAUGAAAUCAAAAGUGCAUUGUAUACCUGUUACAGCAGCAUUGUUAUUAUUCUAAAUGUUGAAACAUCUUGUAUCACUGCUUUUUAUCUCCAAGUUUAUGAAACCAUGUUUUGAAAAAAUAACUUUAAAAAAAAAAAGGGCAGAUUGCAAUGCAAGUUUUCCAGGCGUCGAUCGUGUUAUUUUAUUGCAAAAAAAAAAAAAAAAAAAGGUGUCCGCCCUCACUAGAUUUUGUUGUUCCGAAGGUACGAUUGCAUUCUUUUUUUCAUCACCUAUCAAUGCGUGCAGAUGGAUUAAAUCUAGUGUAUCUUAUAGAUACUGUUAUCUGCAUGAGCACGAGCUUUGUCAUCUUUUAUCCAGGGCACACUUUACUGUACAUGUUUUGUACUGAACUUCAUUUAUAACUAAUAAAAUCACAAACAAAUUUACUGUGUCACGUGGUUUCAAAAAAAAAAAAAAACAUGGUAUACCAGUUUAUAUUUAAAUUUUCCUGAAAAGUGUGCAAGUCUUGGCCAGUGGUACCAUCAUUUUUGUUCAGACCUGUUCUAGAAGCUUCAUGGUUUCUUUUUUUUUUUUUUAAAUAAUUCUCUUGAACCAUAACUCAAAAGCAAGAUCUCAUUUUUACUAGUUAUCAUUCUAAUCUUAUUAUAGCUUUUGUUGAUUCGAAGUACGAUUAGGUGUUAUCAAUGUGGUUUCCCCCCCCCCCCCCCCCCCCAUUAACAGAGAACUAUGAACAAUUUUGUCCUUGUGUAUAGGCUACUAGGACAUUUUGGUCUGUUGAUGAAUUUAGCAGCUUCGUUGCUCGUACCAGCGACUACGCCCAAGUUGUUUACUUGAGCUGACAUGUAAUGUAAUGUUGGGGUAUUUAUAAAAUGUUGAAUGCAGCCUGCCCAAACAAGGCACAUAAUGAACUCCACCCAAAAAAGUUCACUCAUUGUUUUUCUUGUAAUGGAGAGCUGAACAAAGAUGGGUUUUUUUUCCCUCCCCAAACUAUGCAUAAGUAAUCUUUUGACAAGGCGUUCCUUUAUGUGACCAGUGUCUUUUACCGGUGAAAGUGAAAGAGUUUCCAACUUUCUUUCACUUUCCAAAUGAGGUGCAAGGAUUCAGACCACCUCAUUCCUGUCACAAAUGCAGAUAAUUUUUAUUACCCUCUUUGGACUUGUUUUAUAUGCCCUGCUUGUGUCUCAUUGCGCAAUAUGCAAAGUUUCACGGGAAAGUUAAAAGACAUUUUUCAAAUAUUUCUUUGUGCAGCAUUGAUAUACUAAUGCAUAGAUAUUGAUCAUACAUAUACUGUACAUAGAAUUAUGUUGAUUACUUUUUUGUUUUUAUUUGGAUUUUAUUUUUGAUUAAAAAUGCAGGUGCUCACUGGGGUCAAUAUCAUUUAAAAAUAUAUUUUCCUAUAUUUAUUAUUAAUCAUUGGUUUUGGGGCAAGAGAAUCCAAACUGUUGUUUUUUUACUGCUUUUUGUUCACUGUUAUUGUUUUUUAAUGUAUGUUUUGUUGAAAAUGCAGCUGCAUAUCAAUCAAAUAUUGCCUUGUGAUUUUUUUAUUUGUAAUCAUAAUUUUUUUUUUUUACAUUUUUAAUUGACAAAUGCAGAUUCUGACUUGGUAGUAAGCCAAUCAUUUAAUGUAUUUAAUUUUUAUCUAUUUGUUUAUUUAUAUUUACUUGGCUGGGUUUUUCAAAUGUUACUGUGGUGCCUUAAGAGCUGAGUGAGUCGAUUCAAGUUUUUAGAAAUACAAGCUGUCAUUUGGAUUUUGAAUUGUAAGGGUGCUCAUAGAAGGAAGUAAACUUGUAUCUCGUCUCGACGCACCACUCUAUUGUUUAUUUCUGAGUUAAAAUAAGAGCUCAUUUAAGUGUUUGGUUGCACCUUUUAAAAUGGAGUUAUGUCAAUUAAAUACUUUACAUCUAAUUACACUUACAUUCGUUUUUAAUUGCAUUUUUUUUUUUUAAUUCACCAAAAGAUUUCUGUUUCUGCAUUGUUUUUUUCGUUUGUUUUUUUCUGUAUUAACAAAUGCAGACGUCCAAAAAGACGAAGCAAAUAAGCUCACUUUGUGCUUUUUUGUUUCAAGUCUGAGUUGAUGAAAAUAGGAAAUUGCAAAGUGGCUGAUGUCAUACGAUACCCAAACUUGGCUGACCGGUUGCGCAACAGUUACCUCCCACUGGGUGUGUUUCAUUUUCCGAUAAUAAAAGCAACUAAGACGGAAGUGACUUUGUGUUUUGCUCCGUUCUCAACAAGAAUCUGCCUGACUCGUACUGCUCGUCUAUCAGCCCAACAGACACACACACCCGCACAAAAAAAUCAAAAUGCAUCACGUUGAGGUCGAGUACUGCGGCAGGUGAGGCUACGCCCCGCGGUACAAGAAACUGAGAAAAGUGCUUGAGUCGCACUUUCCGGGCACGCUCCAAAUAACCGGAGGCGUUGGCAGGCAAUCGAGUUUUGAGGUAAAGAUGGACGGAAAAUUGAUCUUUUCCAAGUUGCAGACUGGGCGCUUCCCAACUGAGGAGGAGAUCAUUUCCUUGAUAAAGGGCCAUAUGUAAUAAAGAUGACGAAAAGCACCAGAGCAUGAUGGGAAAGCCUCCGAGGGGCCGGACAUCGACUGUCCUUCUAUUGAUGACUGUGCGCGCCGAAACGACAAAAAAGCGUGACACACGAUGCCUCAGAAGGCUGUCUGCUGAUCUGGAAUCUGUGGAGCUACUCCCAUCAUUCACGCUGGUUUACGCUAAAUAUAAUCAGCAAUAGGGGACGGCGUGUAAGAGAUUUGCUCUAAUUUGAUGCAACAGCAAACUAAAAGUGCAUUUUUGCUUGGGGAUCACAAUUCAAAUCGGUGCUGGUUCACUAAUGGACAAAUCCUAUUUCUAGAAUAUCUUUUCCCCUUUUUGCCCUGUGGGAACGAACGUGCCAGAGUUAGUUGCUGGAUGGUCCUAAAUUUAUGUGAUAGGUGCACUUUAAAUGGUAGAUGAAAACAUUAGUAACAACUAGUAAUAUUUUUUAGUAGAUAUUUCAAAUUUAAGGGGAUUAUCUAAUAAACAAUUGUAAGAGUGUGUAAAUUUUCAAUUGAAGACUGGGGCGCUACAUUUGCUAGGGCUGGCCUUCAACCGCAUAAUGUUUGUACUCGUCUGUCUAUUCAAUUAAAUAAACUGCCGGUGAAAUUUUA
Syngnathus typhle (broad-nosed pipefish) is the source of this 9477-nucleotide messenger RNA. RefSeq names its product transient receptor potential cation channel subfamily M member 7-like. Gene Ontology annotation, molecular function: calcium channel activity; ATP binding; protein serine/threonine kinase activity. Gene Ontology annotation, biological process: monoatomic cation homeostasis; protein phosphorylation; protein tetramerization. NCBI's taxonomy places the organism in Eukaryota, Metazoa, Chordata, Actinopteri, Syngnathiformes, Syngnathidae. Gene Ontology annotation, cellular component: membrane. The record is from RefSeq and is a predicted model, not a curated record.